AAAAAACAAGCGAGAGCGACAGAGCAGAGGAAGCAGGGGAGGGCUGCUGUCUGCUGGAUCACCGGAAGAGGAGGGCGUUUGCUCGCCGGCGGCGGGGUAGCCGGGUAGGGGAAGUUGGCGAUGGACAGGACGGCAGCGGCGGCAGGGGCGGGGGCGGCGGCACAGGUGGCGGGGCUGGCGCCGCUGCCGAUAAUGCACGACGGGGACCGGUACGAGCACGUGCGGGAAAUCGGGUCCGGCAACUUCGGCGUGGCGCGCCUCAUGCGCUCCCGCGCCACCGGUGCCCUCGUCGCCGUCAAGUACAUCGAGCGCGGCGAGAAGAUUGACGAGAACGUGCAGCGGGAGAUCAUCAACCACCGGUCGCUGCGCCACCCCAACAUCAUCCAGUUCAAGGAGGUGAUCCUGACGCCGACCCACCUCGCCAUCGUCAUGGAGUACGCCUCCGGCGGGGAGCUCUUCACGCGCAUCUGCAGUGCCGGCCGGUUCAGAGAGGAUGAGGCUCGGUUCUUCUUCCAGCAGCUGAUUUCUGGGGUUAGCUACUGCCACUCCAUGCAAAUAUGCCAUCGCGAUUUGAAGCUCGAGAACACUCUGCUGGAUGGAAGCACCGCGCCCCGGGUUAAGAUAUGCGACUUUGGUUAUUCCAAGUCAUCUCUUCUGCAUUCGCAACCAAAAUCCACUGUGGGAACUCCAGCAUACAUUGCUCCUGAAGUUUUCAUGAACAAAUACAAUGGCAAGAUUUCGGAUGUCUGGUCAUGUGGGGUGACCCUCUAUGUGAUGCUGGUUGGCGGGUAUCCUUUCGAGGAUCCAGAAGAUCCUAAGAGUUUCAGAAAGAUAAUGCAGAAAAUAAUGGGGGCUCAUUACGCGGUUCCAGACUAUAUCCAUAUAUCUCCAGAAUGCCGAGAUCUUUUAUCAAGGAUUUUUGUUGUCGAACCAAACCUUAGGAUCACCAUACCCCAGAUAAAAAGUCAUCCUUGGUUCCUGAAGAACCUCCCUAUAGACAUCAUGGAUGAUGACACAGUUAGCUAUGAGGAGCCGGAUCAGCCGAUGCAGAACAUGAACGACAUCAUGCAGAUACUGGCAGAGGCAACAAUACCACCUGCUGGAACCCGCACAGCAGCCCAGUUGUUGUCUGACGGCCUUGACGUGGAGGAAAACAUGGAGGACCUAGAUUCAGACGAGGACCUGGACAUGGACAUCGAGAGCAGCGGGGAGCUAGUGGUUGCCCUGUAACCAUGUCCAUGCUUGGGUGGAAACCGUAAUUGCGGCCUUCCUUUCAGUAAAUCUGUUGGGUUGCGGCUCAGUUUCAGCUCGAGCUUAUGAAGUGAUCUGUUCUUAAGCUAUGACCCAGUGAUCGGUUUGUCGCCAUUUCUGCUUCAGACCUUUGAUUCCUAUUGUGAUGCUGCUACCGCUGUAUAUUGUGUAGUAUAGUAUGUAUGCUGUGCAACAAUCUAGCCCCGGUAUAACCAAUGUGAUACCUUUUCAGGUUCAUUUUGAGAACCAUUGCUUGGUCUCUGUUUGUUGAAACUGAAAAGGUGUAUGGCAGUUGUAUAUAACUUUGUUUUGUGCCAAGAGAAAGCUUGUUUCUGAGUGCAUUUC
Molecule: messenger RNA, 1596 nt
Organism: Panicum virgatum (switchgrass)
Lineage: Eukaryota; Viridiplantae; Streptophyta; Magnoliopsida; Poales; Poaceae
Product: serine/threonine-protein kinase SAPK9-like
Exons: 9
Coding region: 121-1230 (369 amino acids)
Biological process (GO): protein phosphorylation; intracellular signal transduction
Cellular component (GO): nucleus
Molecular function (GO): ATP binding; protein serine/threonine kinase activity
Source: RefSeq, a predicted model, not a curated record